Molecule: messenger RNA, 1029 nt
Organism: Enterobius vermicularis (human pinworm)
Lineage: Eukaryota; Metazoa; Nematoda; Chromadorea; Rhabditida; Oxyuridae
Source: the annotation of a GenBank genome assembly
CUGCCUUAUUUUGGUAGUGGUGGUGGUGGUGGUGGUGCUGACAGUGGUGACAGUGGUAGUUGUUUUUUUUGUUUGUUUUCAGAACGUGUACCAAAUUGUCAAAAGUGUGGACAACAUGGACGAAAAUCACGUCUAAAAGGUCAUAAACGUGUAUGUCCGUAUAAGGAAUGCAGUUGUGCAAAGUGUCAAGUGGUUAGUGAAAGACAAAAAUUAAUGGCUGAUCAAAUUAAAAUACGACGUCGACAACGAAAAGAUACGUUAAUGAAUUUUACACGAAAAAAGAUAACUGAUACAUUGAAUGCAGCUGCCGUUGUUGCUGCCACAAAUCCGAUGCCGUAUUUAAGCAAUUUUAAUGCAUUAUUAUAUAAACAAUUGCAACAAAAUUUACAACCACCAACAACUGGAAUACUGCCCUGUUCAUCGCCAACCGGUAGCAGUGCUGCAGAUUCUUCAGCUUAUUCACCAACAAAUUCUGUACGCUAUUUUACACCAUCACCAACCGAUGUUCAAAAAGUUGCAGUAAAUAGUCAUAUUCAAACACCGAUACCACAGUUACCGUUACUAUUUUCUACACCAUCUGUAACAUUACCGUCAUCAUCAACCAAUAACAAUAUUAGCAGUAACAGUAACAACAACAACAAUACAACCAGCACUCAUCAUCAUCCAUCAGCGUUACUUGGAGCACCACAAAUUGCUGUACCAAUAGCAAUUAAUCCGUUGUUAGCCGGUUGUUCAACGUCAACAACCCUGUUAACAGAUACAUUUAGCAAAGCUAACAACAGCAAUAUUACUGUUGAGAAACAGUCACAACAACAACAACAUCACCACCAUCAUCAUCAUCAACAUCAUCAACAACAACAACAACAACAACCGACUAGUUUCAGUCUAGGAUUACAGGCAACACUUAAUAAUAAGACUAUUGUUGAAUCAUUCUUAGCAAAUAUGCGUCUUUUGGAGCAAAAAAUUUAUGCUGGUAUAACAACGCAUGAUGAUCCAUCAAAUACAGUUGUUGAUGUUUGUACUGUUUAA